AUGGCGCAGAAACCUCUCAGCACCGCUGCGGCCGAGCGCAUGAACCUCGUGGCCCAGGACGAGAUCUGGAAAUACCGCCUAAAGGCUGAAACUGAAGCACGUCAAAACUGGGCCCAGAACUGGGGAUUUUUAACAACCCCUCUCGAGGAGUUGCUCAAGGGUGAAGAAAAACCCCCCACCCCAAAGCCCAAAAUCGAGCUUCCCGAGCGGUUCCGCAUCCGGCCUGUGACCCCAGUGGAGAAAUACAUCAAGAUCCUUCCAUCCCCCCCAAUCCCGAAGACGACCCAGGGCUUCAUCGGCUGGAGAUCCGGGGUGCCUGGCCUGAACAAGUGUCUGGAGCACGAUUAUGAGAUCAGAAGCUGCAAGGGGGCAUAUGCCAAAGAGCUAGGCUGGCCGAAGCAAGGCAUCCACUGA
Messenger RNA from Neomonachus schauinslandi (Hawaiian monk seal), 414 nucleotides. It is a transcript of the gene CIMIP1, whose product is annotated as chromosome 10 C20orf85 homolog. The transcript is spliced from 4 exons. NCBI's taxonomy places the organism in Eukaryota, Metazoa, Chordata, Mammalia, Carnivora, Phocidae. The record is from RefSeq and is a predicted model, not a curated record. Bases 1 to 414 code for a protein of 137 amino acids.